CACCCUUCUUGCUCCUCAAGCGCCUCUUCCCGCCGAUGGUCGUCGCCGCGCCAGCACUGUCCACGGCCGCCAAGCGUGUGCUCGUCCUCGGCUGGUUCGGGAGCACGCCAAGCGCUAUGAGGCCGAUUGCCGACAUGUACUCGCAGCUCGGCUAUGAGCCCACGCUGCUACCGUGCGAGCGCAAGGACGCGCUGCGCUCGAUGUGGUACCCGUCCUGGCGAAAGAUGAUCAAGGAGGGUCCGCCGGCAGAGGUGCUCGAGAGCGGUGAGUUCGAUCGCGUGCACCUCUUCAGCGGCGCGGUAUUCAAGUACUACUGCUGGAUGAAGGGCGGCAAGGGCGAGAGCCUUGGCCACUCGGAGAUCGUCUUCGACUCGACUCCCUUCCUGCCGACGCCCGGCCAACUCUGGUCGUUUACGGGCGGCAUCGCCGGGUCGUCGCCGACGGCGCAGCGGCUCCUGCGCAUGCCCGGGUCGCGCCGGGUGUUCGAGACCGGGAUCAACCUCGCGUGGAAGUCGACCGGGUACCGCUACAAGAAGCGGCUCGCCGAGUUCGAGGAUGAGCUCGACUGCGGCAGGAGGAAGCUCGUCCUGCUCGGCGGCGCAGACUCGAUGGUCGACCCAGAGGUGGUCGAGCGGCAGGUGGGUCGGUGGAGGGCCUCGGGGACGGAUGUCGCGCUCCACCGCUUCGACGGCGUCGGCCACGUCCUCGCGCACCGCCGGCGGCCGAAGCCAUACUUGUCUGCGCUCGCCGGCGAGGCGGCGGCGGAGGAGGCUGCCGCUCCGGCGGCGGCGAAGCAGGCAGCCCGAGCCAAGCACGCGGUGCUGCAGCCGUACCCCGGGGACGUUGGCUUCAUCCCCCAAGCUUUGCCCAGCCCUGCCUUCCCUUGACCGCUCGCCUCGGCUCGGCUCGGACCGGGCGCCUCCAUCUCUCCCCUCCACCCCUCUCUGUGUCUCUGCGCGCCCCUCACCUCAUCCCCUUCCCUCCCCCCUCCUCUCCCCACGCAUGCACGGUGCACCUGGAGGAGCGUGACGGCUACCAAUCGCGCCGUGAGGCGCGAGUCGCGAGAGAGGGCGAGAAAGCCUUGGCGAGCUGACUGUAGAGUUGACCCAAGCCUCGGCCCACUCGCAAGGGAUGUGGUUUUUUGGCUUCAGUGUGUGUAAGUGCGCGGGUAUUAGCGAUUCCUCUAGUUGUGCAAGUUGUGUGUAAUAUUCUUUCUACGAU
This is a messenger RNA of Emiliania huxleyi CCMP1516, 1221 nucleotides long. RefSeq lists its product as hypothetical. The coding region runs from base 36 to 887 and encodes 283 amino acids. The transcript has 2 exons. NCBI's taxonomy places the organism in Eukaryota, Haptophyta, Isochrysidales, Noelaerhabdaceae. The record is from RefSeq and is a predicted model, not a curated record.